GAUCUAUCGAUAAGUGGAAAUCGAUUAACUGGAAACAGGAUUUUGGUUUUAAUUAUGUGUUCCUAAAACAAGGAAAUCCCAAUUGGAAAUCCACAGUCACCACACAGCCAGAUUUGCAUGUGCCCCCCGAGGAGCAGGAGAUUGCAGCAGCAGGAGUGCGUUUACGACUUUGUUAUCGCCAGCCGCCUGCAGCGACGUCAACAAUAUUGAUACAGUGGCAAUUGGGCUUGGGAUUUCGCAUCAGCAUCCACCAUGAGCUGGUUCGAAAAGGCUAAGACGGUGCUGAUUGAGGCGCUGGACAUCCAGGACGACGACAGCAAGUCUGUGGAGAAGGACUCGCCGACCGCCGGUGUUCCGGGCGAAAGUGGAACACCUGGAAACACCUCAUCCGCGGAGACACAAGGAUCUGUAGCCACGCCCGCAUCGGACACACCCACUUUCUUCGACAAUCCGCAUGCCAACGAGAUGGUUACCAUUCCGCCCACGCCCACUUCCAUUCCGGGGAGCGCCGCCUACGGCAAGCGGCAGUCGGCGACCUCGGAUUCGGUGGAUCUUCUGUCCUCGCCGACGUCACCAAUUUCGGCCAGCGGCGAGGAGCCGUCGGUGGCCAAGCGCUUGUCCGAAUCUUCGCUGGAGCUCAUCACGGCCACCACGGCCAGUGAAAUGGAGAUGUCUCCGGACACGGAGCCCUCGCUGCCGGACAGUAUUGUGAUCAUUGCCAGCAACGACACAUCCGACAACGCCGAGGGCGAUGGCGAGGAUGACGACGACGAGGGCACGCAGCUGGAGCGGCAUAUGGAGGAUCACCUGAAUGACUCCACCAAAACCAUGAAGGCCCUGGUGCUUAGCGAUAUCCAGGCAGCUGGCAACGCCGAUUCCGAUUCCACGCAGAGCUUCGAGGACAUCCAGUUGCAGAUGAGCCACAAGGGCAAGUCGCCCGCCCCGCCCAAGGCAGAAGUGGUAGACCAGAGCUACUCGUCCACAUCGUCGGACAUCGAGAUCAUCUCCAAUCCGAAUGGCGACUCCAGCACCAAUAGUACCACCACGCGCACCAGUCCUCAAAAGUUCAAGGAGCUGGCGGGCGGCAAGGUGGGCCUGAAGGCCAAGGGUCACAAUCGCGAGCCCUCGGAGAUCUCGCUGCUGUCGGAGGACUCGCAAUCGGAGCUGGACAAGCUGGUGCAGCGCAUCAGUGAGCUAAACCAGGUCAUUGAGGCGCGGGAGCAAAGACUACUGCAGUCGGAGCGCCAGAAUGCCGAGCUGCUGGAACGGAAUCAGGAGUUGCGCGCCCGCGUAGAGGCGGCGGCCAAUAGCGCCAACAGUCCGGAUGCGGCGGAUGCAGUGCAGCGUCUGUCGGCGCUGGAGAAGAAGUUCCAGGCCAGCAUACGUGAACGCGAUGCCCUGCGCAUCCAAAUGAAGAGCCUGCGCGAUGAGCUGCAAAACAAGAUACCCAAGGACGAGCUGGCCGAGUGCAACGAGAUGAUCGCCGGCCUGCAGUCCGAGGGCGAGAAGCUGUCCAAGGAGAUCCUGCAGCAGUCGACGAUCAUCAAGAAGCUCCGCGCCAAGGAGAAGACAUCGGACACGUUGUUAAAGAAAAACGGCGAGCAGAUAUCGCUGCUGUCCAGCGAAUCGGAGCGCUUGAAAAAGUCCUUGGCAGCCAAGGAGGAAAUGGAGCGCACUCAGAUCGAAGCGGUUUGCCGGAUGACAGCGGAGAAGAAGCGUGUGGACGAGGAGAAUGCUGAGGGCCGCAGCCGCAUCGAAGAUCUCCAGUCCCGGCUGGCGGCCCUGCAAGCCAGCUUCGAUGGGCUGAAAGGGGAUUUGCAAAAGCGCACGCGCCUCGAGCAGGACAGUCUGCGCGCCGAGCAGCAGGAGUACGUGCAACAGGUGUCGGAUCUGCGCGAGAAACUGCGCCUGGCCGAGCAUAGCCUGGCCAGAAGGGAGCAGCAGAUGCGCGAGGAGAACCGCCAGCUGUUGGGUCGCCUAGAAGCCGCCGAGCUCCGGGCGGAGAGCUCCACGCAAGAGCUGGGUGCCACUACCACGCCCCUGAUCCGACAGAUCGAGUCUCUGCAGCGCACUCUGGAUCAGCGUUCCGCCGGAUGGAACCGCGAGGAGCAGCAGCUGCUCCAGAAGCUGGACGACUCACAGGUGCAGUUGCGCUCGCUGCAGCAGUUGGAAUCCGUGCAGGGCGAGAAGCAGGAGCUGCUACGCACCCGCUGCGGUCUGCUGGAGGAGAAGCUGUCGAGUGCGCUGAUGGAGGCGGAGACCGCCAAGAUGGCACUGCGCCAGCAUGACCUUGAUGCGGGCAACAAGGAGAGCGAUCAUCAGAGGCAACUCAGUUUGCUACAGGACGAGCUUAGGCAGCAGCAGGAGCGGAUUGCGAACCUGGAGCACCAGUGCCAGCAGCAGGCGGAGAACGAGCGGAGCAAACAACAGCCCAGCCUGCUGACCGUGGAGGCAGUGAAGGCCAGCAGUGAGCUGCAGCCACAGCUGCAAAUGCAGCUGCCGAAAUCGCAGGCCCCAUUGCGCUCCUCGCCGCCUCUCAGUCUGGCGGACGACAGUGGUUCGAACGAGGAAGUUCUGGGCGGCAUCAUCGACUGGCAGGCGGACGAUCUCGAUUGCGCUUCCAACUCGGGCCGGCAGCCGUCGGGCAUCAUCCAAGGUGUGCACCUCAGCUUCCUGGCGGCCAACACCAGCACUUUGGAACACCUGCAGGCGCUGCUGAAGCAACGCGAUGGCGAGCUGACCCACCUACAGUGGGAACUAUCUCGCCUGCAGGCGGAACGGGGCGUUCUUGACGGCGAGAUAUCUAACCUGACCAUCGAACUGGAAACGAUGAAGGAGAAGCUGCAAGUCUACGAGGUGAUGGAGAAGGGCUACGAGGACCUACAGCAUCGCUACGACGCCCUGCUUCAGAUGUACGGCGAGAAGGUGGAGCGCACCGAGGAACUGGAGUUGGACCUGACCGAGCUGAAGGCGGCCUAUAAGCUGCAAAUUGACGAGCUGCUGGCCGCCCCGCCGCCCAAUCUGCAACGGCCGUCGAAGCAGACAUGAUUGCCGGAGCGCAGGAUCGUCUCCCUGCCCGAAUUGCCUUGUCUGCGGGGAACGUGGUCACCGUAACGUUUCCCGUUUGCGUCUCCCAUUCCCAGUUGCAAUGUAUUAUGCUUUAUAUACUUAUCGAUUAGCCAAGCGAUCUGGAUCCGGUCUGGGGAAUCCACUUCCACCUCCCCAUACUUCAAACAGCCACCACACACAUGUACAUGCGAGUAAAUUUCUAUGAUUUGCGAACGUUGACACUUUCUAGUUAUAUUAUGAAUUGAUCGAUUGUGAUAAUUUAAUUUAUACUUAUAUAUACAUAAAGUUAUCGUCUAUGACUAUGUACAAAACUGUUUCUGUUCCGAGCAGUUAGCCAGGCGGCUGUGAAGCAGCUCCAACAACCUCUUGCAAAUAAAUAAAAUAUCAUUUAAUACAGA
Drosophila rhopaloa is the source of this 3467-nucleotide messenger RNA. It is a transcript of the gene Tmf, whose product is annotated as TATA element modulatory factor. The coding region runs from base 253 to 3048 and encodes 931 amino acids. NCBI's taxonomy places the organism in Eukaryota, Metazoa, Arthropoda, Insecta, Diptera, Drosophilidae. The record is from RefSeq and is a predicted model, not a curated record. The transcript has 5 exons. Gene Ontology annotation, cellular component: Golgi apparatus; endoplasmic reticulum.